UUACAAUUUUGGGUAUUUUUUCAUGUGGAUAAAAUGUAAUAGGAUCGAUGUAUUUUAUCUCACUACAGGGUGUGGCUAAAAAUGACUUUGUCUCUUUUUGACGCAGGUGUUCACCGAAAGAAAACUACAUUACUACAAUUUAGUGGCACGAAAAAAUUAAUUGGUUGACUUAAGCAAAUAAAAAUCACCAUCAUUAUUGUAACUAAUUUAACCUGCUAUUUCGUAUCAAAAUAUAAUAUCUUCAUUUUUAUUUACUUAUUUUUAUUUCCAUACUCCCAACUUCCGGAUUCGACAUAGAAGUCAACAGUUGUCUGUCCUUAAAGUUCUAAUAAUCGAUUGAUUUUGUGACCGGAGAGUGAUUGAUAAACCAAAUACGACGGGGAUUUUUUUUUUUUUUUUUUUUAAAUAGUCACUGAAAGGACCCCAAAAAUCCCCAAAUUGGCAAGACUGAGACUCGGGUGAAAGGAAAGGCGUGAAAUUGGCCCCUCGAGGAAGAUGUGAACGAUGCUAGCCCUCCUCCGGUUUCAGGCUGUGCUGCGUCAGCAGCCCGCACAGACAAACUCUGCGACUACUGCCGCCCGCCGGCCGGGGCUGUCGAGAACCACAAACUCGUCCUUCUCAGUGUUACGGGACGACGACGAGAGGAUUUACUCUCCUUCUAGCGCUUUUGACCUCAUUCUGUGGGGUCAUUUCCGCCACCGUGCCAGCUCCUGCUAGGGUGACCCCGGUGCGGCGGUAGCCCUUCGCGAUGCCAAGAUGGCGCCCCUGCUCCCUCCCCCGGGCGCCGACGCAUUCCGCCUCUUCACCCGGGAAUCGCUGGCAGAGAUCGAGCGGCUCCAAGCGGAAAGGCGAAAAAACAAGGCGGCCCGAGUAGACGGACAUGACGAGGCCGAGGAGGAGGAGGCGGAGGCCCCCAAUGCCGACUUGGAAGCGGGCAAGAAUCUGCCGUGGAUUUACGGAGACCCUCCAGCGGAGUUGAUCAACACGCCGCUGGAGGACCUGGACCCCUUCUACAAGGCUCAGAAGACGUUCAUCGUGCUUAGCAAAGGCAACACAAUUUACAGGUUCAACGCUGAGCCGGCGUGUUACCUCCUGAGCCCCUUCAGUGGCUUAAGAAAAGGAGCCAUCAAAAUCCUCAUCCAUUCAUUAUUUAGCAUGUUCAUCAUGAUCACCAUUUUGUCCAACUGCGUGUUCAUGACCAUGAGCAACCCGCCGGCGUGGAGUAAAAAUGUCGAGUACGCUUUUACUGGGAUUUACACUUUUGAGGCCGGCAUCAAAGUGUUGUCCAGAGGGUUCUGUGUUGGCUCCUUUACAUUCCUUCGAGACCCGUGGAACUGGCUGGAUUUCAUGGUGAUCAGCAUGGCAUACAUCACUGAGUUCAUCGACCUCGGUAACGUGUCUGCCCUCAGGACCUUCCGUGUGCUUCGAGCUCUUAAAACCAUCACUGUGAUUCCUGGUCUGAAAACCAUUGUGGGUGCGCUGAUCCAGUCGGUGAAGAAAAUGGUGGACGUGAUGGUCCUGACGGUCUUCGCUUUGGCUGUGUUCGCCUUGGUCGGUCUGCAGUUGUUCAUGGGCAACUUGCGGCAUAAGUGCGUGCGCUGGCCCAUCCAUGGCAACGGCACCGCCGAUUGGUUGAACGUCACCGACCUGCUGACGCCUUUCAACGAAAGCUUGGGUGUCAACAGUAGCGAUUGUUGCAACGGCACCUUCAAUUUCAUAGAGUACAUCGAGAACUCGGAAAACUACUACUUCCUGGACGGCAGCAAAGAUCCUCUUGUAUGUGGGAACGGUUCCGAUGCUGGAGUCUGCCCUGAAGGUUUCACUUGCAUGAAGGCCGGCGGGAACCCAGAUUACGGCUACACCAGCUUCGACUCAUUCGGGUGGGCCUUCCUGGCGCUCUUCAGACUCAUGACCCAGGACUACUGGGAAAACCUUUUCCAGAUGAUCCUGCGGGCGGCGGGCAAAACGUACAUGCUCUUCUUCGUGGUGGUGAUCUUCCUGGGCUCCUUCUACCUCAUCAACCUUAUCCUGGCGGUGGUGGCCAUGGCGUACGAUGAGCAGAACCAGGCCACGCUGCGCGAGGCAAAAGAGAAAGAGGAGGAGUUCCAGCGCGUCCUCGAGCAGCUCAGGAGCCAGGAGCAGGAUCAAUGUCUUGGAAGUAGAGACUCUCCGAACGGCGGCAAGUCGCCAAGUCUUCACUCGGUUUCUGAGUUGAGCCUGGAGUGCAACGAGGCCGUCAAAGACUGUAACGGCAAGAUGGUCCCAAGCCUUGUGGUGCGAUCACCCACCUUGGAUGAGUCUGUUCCAGAGAAAGAACUUCUGGAAAGGUCUCCAGGCAUGCUUCAUCCAGAUGAGCUUCAUUCGGAUGAGCACGGCCAGAGGCAGAGGUCUUCUAGUGCCAUGGAAGAGCUGGAAGACGCUCACAGGCCGUGUCCGCCGGGCUGGUACAAGUUUGCUGACAUUUUCCUCAAGUGGAACUGCUGUCAACCGUGGCUGGCCCUCAAAAAGUGGCUGUACGUCAUCGUGAUGGACCCCUUCUUCGACCUGGCCAUCACCAUUUGUAUCGUGCUCAACACGCUCUUCAUGGCCAUGGAACACUACCCCAUGACCAAAGAGUUUGACAACAUGCUCUCUGUGGGCAACUUGGUUUUCACUGGGAUUUUCACGGCGGAGAUGUUUUUCAAACUCAUCGCCAUGGACCCCUACUACUACUUCCAAGUGGGCUGGAACAUUUUCGACAGCAUCAUCGUCACUCUCAGCCUGGCGGAGUUGGGCCUGGCGAACGUACAGGGGCUCUCGGUGCUGCGCUCCUUCCGUCUGCUUCGUGUCUUCAAGCUGGCUAAGUCCUGGCCCACGCUCAACAUGCUGAUCAAGAUCAUCGGGAACUCGGUGGGCGCCCUGGGGAACCUGACUCUGGUGCUGGCCAUCAUCGUCUUCAUCUUCGCCGUGGUGGGCAUGCAGCUCUUCGGCAAGAACUACAAAGAUUGCGUGUGCAAGAUCUCCGAUGAGUGCGAGCUGCCACGCUGGCACAUGAACGACUUUUUCCACGCUUUCCUCAUCGUCUUCCGCAUCCUGUGCGGCGAAUGGAUCGAGACCAUGUGGGACUGCAUGGAGGUGUCCGGCGCUGCGAUGUGUCUUAUCGUCUUCAUGAUGGUCAUGGUCAUUGGGAAUCUCGUGGUGCUGAACCUCUUCCUGGCGCUGCUGCUCAGCUCAUUCAGCGGCGACAACCUAUCGACGGCGGAGGACGACGGCGAGCUGAACAACCUCCAAAUCGCCGUCGGCAGGAUCUCGCGAGGCAUUGACUGGCUCAAGGCAGCUGUCGCUGAAAUGCCACAGAGGAUACUGGACGAUAAACCCAAGGCAACUGAGGAUGCCAACGUGGAGGUGUUGGAGAUGAAUGACUUGGACCCUGGCGGGGAUGUCAGUAAGGCAGAUGGGAUAGCAAAUUCUUUGUCACCGGGACGGACUUCUGGCGCCAUUAUGGGUGGAGAGCUGGCUCUUAGUGUGCCCAUCGCCGAGGGAGAAUCAGACGAUGACGACCACGACUACGACUCCAAUAUCUCCACUUGUGGGAAUAGCCUUCAUGAUGGUGAAAGCCUAGAAGACGAGAUCGGCCAUUUAAGAGAAGUCAAGCUGAUGGGCGUGGCAAGCGAUGACGGGGACGUGUCGCUGUGCAGCACGGCGGACUAUCAGCCGCCAGAUCCUGAACCGGUGGAAGAGGAGGAGGAAGAGCCGGAUCCAGUGGAGCCAGAAGCUUGCUUCACUGACAACUGCGUGCGGCGCUGGCCCUGCCUCACCGUAGAUGUGAACACGAUCGGAGGCAAGCGAUGGUGGACUCUGCGUAGGACCUGCUUUGCCAUUGUGGAGCACGACUGGUUUGAAACCUUCAUCAUUUUCAUGAUCCUGCUGAGCAGCGGCGCUCUGGCUUUUGAAGACAUUUACAUCGAGCGGCGGCGAAUCAUCAAAAUUAUUCUGGAGUACGCUGAUAAAGUUUUCACCUUUGUCUUCGUCAUGGAGAUGGUUCUGAAAUGGACAGCGUACGGUUUCAAGACCUACUUCACCAAUGCUUGGUGCUGGCUGGACUUUUUCAUUGUUGAUAUUUCGCUCAUUAGUUUGGUGGCCAACUGGUUGGGUUACUCCGAGCUGGGGCCCAUCAAAUCCCUCCGAACUCUGAGGGCGCUGAGGCCUUUACGUGCCCUCUCCAGAUUUGAAGGCAUGAGGGUGGUGGUGAACGCGCUGGUCGGCGCCAUCCCGUCCAUUUUCAACGUGCUGCUCGUAUGCCUCAUCUUCUGGCUCAUCUUCAGCAUCAUGGGAGUCACCAUGUUCGCCGGCAAAUUCUACCGCUGCAUCAACACCACUUCGGGGGAGCGCUUUCCCGCUGCCGAGAUCAACAACCGCAGCGAGUGCCUGGCCCUGCAGGAGGCCACGGGGGAGGCCCGCUGGGUUAAUGUCAAGGUCAACUACGACAAUGUGGCGAAGGGUUACUUGUCGCUGCUCCAAGUGGCAACCUUUAAAGGGUGGAUGGACAUAAUGUAUGCUGCUGUCGACUCGAGAGAAGUGGAGGAGCAGCCGUCGUACGAGAUCAACCUGUACAUGUACAUCUACUUUGUCAUCUUCAUCAUCUUCGGCUCCUUCUUCACCCUCAACCUCUUCAUCGGCGUCAUCAUUGACAACUUCAACCAGCAAAAGAAAAAGUUGGGAGAUAAGGACAUCUUCAUGACGGAAGAGCAGAAGAAGUACUACGAAGCCAUGAAAAAACUCGGUUCCAAGAAGCCGCAGAAGCCUAUUCCACGUCCCACUAACUUCCUCCAGGGCCUGGUCUUUGACCUCAUCAGUCAGCAGUUUUUUGACAUAUUCAUCAUGGUGCUCAUCUGCCUCAACAUGGUGACCAUGAUGGUGGAGACGGACAACCAGAGCCCGGAAAAGGAGGAGUUUCUCUUCAAAGUCAACCUGGCCUUCAUUGCGGUCUUCACCAGCGAGUGCGUGCUGAAGCUGUUUGCCCUGCGCCAGUACUUCUUCACCAACGGUUGGAACAUAUUCGACUUCAUCGUCGUCAUCGUCUCCAUCGCUGGCACGAUGCUGUCGGACCUGAUCGAGAAGUACUUCGUGUCACCGACCCUCUUCCGCGUGAUCCGUCUGGCCAGGAUCGGACGCAUCCUGCGUCUCAUCAAAGGGGCCAAAGGCAUCCGGACGCUCCUCUUCGCCCUGAUGAUGUCGCUCCCCGCCCUCUUCAACAUCGGCCUGUUGCUCUUCCUCAUCAUGUUCAUCUUCUCCAUCUUCGGCAUGUCCAACUUCGCCUACGUCAAGAAAGAGGCGGGCAUCGACGACAUCUUCAACUUCGAGACGUUUGGCGGGAGCAUCAUUUGCCUCUUCCAGAUCACGACGUCGGCCGGCUGGGACGGGCUCCUGCUCCCGAUGCUCAACAGCGUGCCCCCCGACUGCGAUCCCGACUUUGAGAACCCCGGCACGGACGUGAGGGGCAACUGCGGCAGCCCGGGCAUGGGCAUGAUGUUCUUCAGCAGUUACAUCAUCAUCUCUUUUCUGGUGGUGGUCAACAUGUACAUCGCCAUCAUCCUGGAGAACUUCAACGUGGCGCAGGAGGAGAGCAGCGAUGCGCUUUGCGAGGAGGACUUUGAGAUGUUCAACGACACAUGGGAGAAGUUUGACACGGAUGGAACCAUGUUCAUCGAGUACGCCCGCCUUUCAGACUUUUGCGACACGCUGCAGGAGCCACUGAGGGUCGCUAAGCCCAACCGCCUUCGCCUGAUCCAAAUGGACCUGCCGCUGGUCAUCGGCGACCGCAUCCACUGCCUGGAUGUCCUGAUGGCCGUCACGGAAAUGGUCCUGGGAGACACGCUGGAAAUGGCGGCCAUGCGGGAAAGCAUCAAGACCAAGUUCGUCCAGAGCAACCCCACCUCGGACUCCUUCGCGCCCAUAACCACCACUGUGCGCCACAAGGAGGAGAACCGCGCCGCCGCCGUCAUCCAGCGGACCUACCGGAGCCACCUGCUCCGUCGCGGCCUCCGCCAUGCUGCCUUCCUGUACCGCUCCAAGACCGGGUCCUCCGAGGACCCGCCGGAGAGGGAGGGACUGAUUGCGCACAAGAUGGGAGCUCUUUACGGCAGCCUCGCUGACCUCCCCGAGGAGAAGGUGUCGACAGGACCCCGACCUGGUCCUGUUGAUCCAGGGUCGAGUGUCAUGGCAGUACCUGUGGAAAUUACAAAUGAGGUGGUACUACAUUCUGCCCCUGGGCCAGAUCAAGGUCUUGGCAGCUUUCAAGAACACCUCAGGGAGUCGCUUGUGUAACCAAAACACUUUCUUUGAUUCGUGUACUAUUUUUGGCCCGCAGGAUCUCCACUUGUACUCUUUGUUUCAGCUGUAAUUUGUUGACAUUUAUACCAUGAAGACAUAAAUCAUCUUUUAAAACUCAAACAAGUGUUUUGAGGAAUGCAAGAAAGCUUUCUAGUAGUCUUGGAGUUCUCCAGAACAGUCUUAAGAUGACUUUUGGGAGUCUAAGCAUCAAUUGUUUUUAACUCGGUCUUGACUUAAUCCUUGCUUUCAACACAACAUGGCGCCAGAAGUGAGUGUCAGGUGUUAAACAUUACACUUCUGUCUACUACGUGAUUAUUACCAUAUACAAGAUGUCAUGAACCUAAAGUUUCACAGAGAGAUUCCACAGAAUUGCUGUAACAGCGGACCCAGCGUUUAUCAGCUUGUGCCUGUUCUGCAGAAGCCAGCAAAUUUGAAAUUGGAAUAUUAGUACGUGUGCCCUUUCACACAAAGAAUCAGCAUCGCAUAAUGUGAUGUAUACUUGGUCUGACAGCAACAAUUGUUUUCAACCACAGUGAAGUCUUCAUCAUGUGAAUGUAAUUUUUUUUUUUUUUUUUUUUGCGACAAUGUCUUUAACUUAAAAGUGUGUGGAGAUUCUCACUCAUCCAGGUCGUGAUGAUCCGCAAACGUUUAAUCAAGGCAACUGGACUCUUGGUUGUUGAACAGGUUUCACCUUGACUCCAUGAUGAGCUUUACAUCUUGAGGUGUGAAGUCUUAAGAUUUAGGUCUCUGGUGGGUUUCUCCCCGGCUGGCGGUCAAAUUUUCAGGAUUUGAGCUUAAUCCAUGUCAUUCGCAUACCUGAAAUAGCGGCCGGGCUUAGUUCCUCUCUGAUCCAGUGCUUUUUUCUUUACACUUUUUUUCCAUGUACGUACAGAUUCGCCGCGACGGAGGAGGAAAAGUGAGCCAACGGCACUGCCAUAUUUAUGCUUAAUAUAAUUUGCUCGAUUGAAAGUAAGUGGUGCUGAGGCCAAUUCGAAGAAAAACGAUUGGCCUGAGUUGCGUUCCUUCUUUCCGACACUUUACGAGUCCAUAUUGCAAGGUGGUCGUCGAUUUUCCUUCCUAAUUUUCUAGCUUCUGGAAAAAUUCAAUCAUAUUGUUGCAUCCAUCUUUUCUAUAUUGUGAGUUUUUCAUUAUAAUCCGUGCUGUCUUUUGUUGUAUUGUCCAACAUUGUUUCACUACCUUUUCACUCUAUGUCCUUUGUUCUUUUUUUCCUCUGUCACUUCCAUUUCACUACUUUGUUGUGUCGGACCGAACGGCUGUAAUUCUCAAUAAAUAUCCGUCAGAAGACACAAAUAACACUUAAAAAGUCCACUGUGACAUUGUAAAACUGUUCCGGCUUUAUAGGGAUACAUAGAAAAUACACCUAAAUAGAAAAGUAAACGUAAAAUGUCUUCAACAAGCAAGAGCUCAGUUGCCUCUUUUAAACUUUUGCAAGUUUCACACCGAGAUCCCGCAAAAACGUAUGCAUCGCAGCCAGAAGAGCAGAUCCGCCUUUUAUCCAUUUGUGCUUUUUAUACAGAACUUGCAGUGUGACCUGUAAUCUCUUUGCCAGACGGUGAUUAAGCCUUUCAACACGACAUAGCAGGAGAGGUAUCGAGUGUCAAACUUCUUGCCGACUUUCCGCUAUUCCCUUUCACGCUGCCGUCACCCCACCUUAUGAUAUGUCCGUGUAGAUUCUCAGUCAUCCGGGUCAUGGUAAUCCACAAACCUCUGAUAACACUUUGGAAGCCAAGAAAUUCUCCGGUCACCACCUAAACCCCCCCUGUGCUCAUGAAAUCCUUUCACACGGGUUAGCAAAAUGCAGAAAAAGCCGUCUUUGGCAGGCAGCGUUAAAGAGGCUAGCAAGUCCAGAUGUUAGUGUCUGGUGUGUAGUGGGGAGCGACAACUGCUUUCAACAUACCACAGUAGGAAAAGCGAGGGCGCGUAUCCUUACACCCAACUGUACAACUUUUCUUUAAUUAAAAUCGAUGGGAAUUGAACGCCAAAGCCAGUUAGCGGCUCGUUAGGGGCGGCUACCGUUUAGCGAGGGCCGCUCAAAUCUUGCACUACGUUUUAUUUUUAGGCCGUCCAGGUCCAGUUGCAGCCGACGAGGACGAUGAGCGUCUAAAAGAGAACUUCAUCCAUCAGCGCCCCUGAUAGAUAGAUGUUUUUUGUCCACUUCCCGUUGUCGUGCCAGGAGACCUUGAAAGGGCAGCGCUCGUGUUUACAUGUCCAUAUGGUAUUCGUAAUAUUAUUAAUAGUUCGACUCGUCGAGUCGCUUUCGGCCUCACGUCGACGCUGUCGCGACUCUCUGAAGGUUGUUUCACUUUCUGUCUUAAUUGAAAAGGUCUUACUCUGAAUAUUAGGUACAAACAAGCACUUUUGUUUCGUGUUGGGUGAAACGUGUUGUGUGUCCUUUUAAGGGGAAGAAAUGUUGCCUUGUGUUACUUUGGGAAUAUUGACCACACUAUUUCAAUGCUGAUAUUUUGUUUACAUUUGGGAUGCAGGGUGAUGAGCGUGGUUGCCACGGCAUCUGAAUUGUGUAUUAUUUGUUACUGUAAAACUCCAGAAUUAAAUGCUUGUGAUGGGUAGAAAAGGGGAACGUUUCUUCCCGUUUUUGGGAUGUAUAAAGGUCGCCGACUGGUGGUCACUUUGUCGAACUGCAACACAAAGCCUCCUCGCGCUUUCUGAAGGUUCAGUUAAUAAAAUGUAGAGGAAGAAAAAGGUCCUCA
Syngnathoides biaculeatus (alligator pipefish) is the source of this 9041-nucleotide messenger RNA. RefSeq names its product sodium channel, voltage-gated, type IV, alpha, a (gene scn4aa). The coding region runs from base 757 to 6306 and encodes 1849 amino acids. Gene Ontology annotation, cellular component: voltage-gated sodium channel complex; plasma membrane; axon. Gene Ontology annotation, molecular function: calcium ion binding; voltage-gated sodium channel activity; protein binding. Gene Ontology annotation, biological process: sodium ion transmembrane transport; membrane depolarization during action potential; neuronal action potential. The record is from RefSeq and is a predicted model, not a curated record. The transcript is spliced from 27 exons. Lineage: Eukaryota; Metazoa; Chordata; Actinopteri; Syngnathiformes; Syngnathidae.